AGCACCCACACCCGCCACACACGAACAAAGAAUGGCUCCUCCGCAGGGAGCCCGCACAUCCCUGGUGGGGGACGUGCAGCCGCUGCCCGUCAUCGUCGAGGAUGAGCCCGGCGGCCACGACGCAGCGGCACCGGCGAUCCCGCCGAGGUCGGCGCGCCGCUCAGUUCAGGGCGGCAGCAGCCGCUCGGGCUACAGGAUUCUCCCACCGUUAUUGCCGUCGCCGUCGCCGGCGUCGCACGACGGCAGCGGGCGUGGGUGGGAACGACAGCAGCGGCAGGAGCAGUCCUGUCCACCCCCGCCCUCGUUCGCCCACGCCGGCAAGAGGAGGAUGAGGGACGAGCUCGCCGAGCACAAGGCCGAGCUCGGCGGCGGCAGCAGCGAUGUCGUCGAGGUGGAGCCCGGCCGGCGCCCCUGGCUCGCGAGGAGGGGAGACUGGUGCAGGGCCUGCCUUGCGGCGCUGGCCCUGGUUUUGACCAUCCUGGGUGUUGGCCUGGGUGUGGGGCUCGGGCUGCGCCCGGGGCAGAGAAAUGAAGCAAGACCAAGCCCAGUACCACCCGGCGGGGUUGACCAGUUCCCGGCGAUGCUGUUCCCCGCCGGGUCAUACUCGUUCACCGGGGCACUCACCGGCGUCGUCAGCAACUGCACCGUCGAGCCCGCCGCCUUUGGCUGCUACCCGUUCAGCACCUACAACCGAUCGUCGCCAAACACGUCGGCCACAACCUUCCAGUGGGUCAUCAGGCCGCUCGGGGGGCUGCACUACUCCAUCUCGUCGUCGGCCAACCCCUUUGCGCCGCGGUUCGCCAACGUCUCGGCGAGACUGGUCGACGUCGGCACCACGUCGGAGCGCUUCGCCUUCAACUUUACUUUCUCCAAGGCCUUUGCGCCGACCAAGCGCCUGACCGGCGGCCAGGGGGGCGGGGGAGCCGCGGCGACCAUGUGCUGGUACAACAGCACCGUCGUCGAGGCCACCGUCUGGACCAGGGAGCUUGCCAGCUACCAGACCGGGGUUGCCGACGCGCCCCAGCCCGUCAACGCGACCUGGAACUUCGACCCGUGGCCGUUCCGGUUCAACAUGACGCAGAGACAGGUGGCCGGCGCCAACGUGCCCGACUGCCGCGACUUUGACGGCAGGCCGGUUGCGCCGGGGCUGGGCGCGGCACCUGAGACGGGCGGCGGGUGCGCAUGCCUGUAUCAGAACUUCGAUCUUGGCUGA
This is a messenger RNA of Gaeumannomyces tritici R3-111a-1, 1213 nucleotides long. RefSeq lists its product as hypothetical. Bases 32 to 1213 code for a protein of 393 amino acids. The transcript has 2 exons. The record is from RefSeq and is a predicted model, not a curated record. Lineage: Eukaryota; Fungi; Ascomycota; Sordariomycetes; Magnaporthales; Magnaporthaceae.